GGGUCUUUUCAGUUCUUUUUGGAGGCAACAAUAGUCUUUGUCCAAGAUCUUCCACUAUUCUUAUAAGGGUUACUGAAAGAAGGAGGAGAAGCAGGAGGAGGGAAGUGGCCAUGCAGGCGGAGGGUGUUUCUCCAUAGUAACAAUGACAAAACAGGCCAGUUCAACACCAAGCAGGCAAAAAGGUUAUUGGAGCUGGUGAGGAGGCACACACAAACCUGUGGAGUAGAGCCCUGUCCACAGAAGGAAAGGAGGAAGACCAGUUUGGUGAGGAUCUGUAAAAGGGGGGCAGCAUUAUUUGUGUUGUGUAAAGAAGACAACGAGGCAGGCGGGAUUUACAAAAGCUUUAUGACAAAGUGUUUAUCAGUCAGUCAAAGAAAGCGCUGGGAGGAACAUUAUCACAGCAGCCAGCACAUCUGUAUCCUCCGAGCAUGGACCGAGACAGUCACAGUGAGGACACUUUGUCAACUCUGGUUCUGGAGAACAUAAAGAACAAAUUGAUUGAUGCCUUCAGAGUGACAGGAGAGUCCCGAGAAGACCUCCAGGACUCUGGCUCCACAGUCAGACCGGUCAGCGUGGGCAGGAGUUAUCAAGCAAACGAAGAGCUGCGGCGGGCACAGAUAGAUGGAGCGAUAACCUGGCUCAGGUCUGAACUGUUGGAAAUGCGCUCCCAGGACCUCCAGCUGGCUCAGACACUGCUGGGGCUCAACACAGAGAUCCAGAGACUAAGGAGGGAGAGUUUUGGAUGUGUGGAGGUAGAAGGGGGUAACCACCAGUAACUGGCUCCAGCAGAAGUCUUUUUUUUUUUUUUACUGGAAUGAAUAGUGGAGAAAGUAAGGACUGUGAUGCAAAGAUUCAAAUGCACUUGCUUAUGAUAAUAACUCUGUUGUAUCACUGUAAAGGAAGUUAGUUACCAGUUGCAUGUAAAAUACCUUAAGUGAAAAAAAGAAUGUUGCAAUAUGUUGAAUUGUCUUUGAUCCUGCUCUUUUCUUUUUUGAAGAAAAUUUGCACUUAAACAAAGUUGUGCUAAACAAAGUGGAAAGAAAACAAGACAUAAAUGUGUGAAUUUAAGAGAAGUAAAAUGUACAAUGUCACCGUCUUUGUGUCUUUAUUUAGCUGGCAUACUGUAACCACUGCAGUACCUGUUUUAAAAAGUGCUAUAAAAUUCAGGAAUGGUUAAUAAAUACAUUCAUGUGUCACUCCCAAACAAAAACAAAACAGCCCAUCUUUAUCUUCAUGUAAGAGCAUUUUAAAAACUCAUAUGUCAAAUCAGAAUAGUUAUCUGCAGUUGCAAUGAACACAUGAAGGUGUAAAAAAAACCCCAACCUCCAGGCUGACCUACUGAAUUACAUUUCUGGGCAGAUACAGAAUAAAUAUCAGUGACUUUUCAGGCUUUCAGUUACCGACAGGUUCACAUGUUUGUACAGUACAAGUUAAUAUUUGUCUAGACAGAGAAAACUCUUACUAUCUGUCACACAGUGCUUCAAAAGACUGCCUUUAGGUCAUUGUUUAAUACAGAUACUAAAAUAUAAAGUAACAAUAUAUACAUACUGGAAAUUUAUAUACUGUAUGAUGCUACAGCCAGUGAUGGAUUAGUUUGGCUAAUAAAAUACUCCAGACAGCAUUUCAUGAAUCCUAUUUUUCCUGCUACGUCAUUACUCUUUAAAAAAAAUCUUUUUAAUUUAAUCUGUAGUAGUCUGUAAGAAAACCACUCACAUAACUAUCACUUCAGUAAACCUGGGUGUACUCUUUUCUCUUUCUUUUUUUUCUUUUCUCUUUUUUUUUCUUUUUUUUCCUCCUUUUUCUUUUUUUUCUUUUUCUUUCUUCUGUUGUCGUUGUUCUGAAACUACAGCAACAGAAGUAGCAAAGCUACUGCUUUUAGUUUUAAUCGGUGUCUUUGAUGGUUUUGGGUUUUUUUUUUGUACUCUUUGUGUGUACUCUUUUCUCACAUGUCACACUAUUAAUUUAGUCCCAUCAUCUUCAGACUCCACUUUAAAAUUCUUGUUUUGACUUUUAGAGCUCUGCAUGGACACUCACCAGAGUAUAUCAGUAAACUUUUACAUGCAUACAACCGAAGAGGUCCCUGGGGUCAUGUGAUCAGGACCUGCUGGCUGUGCAUCAUAAAAGGCUAAGAGUUAAAGGAGACAGUGGAUGCCAGACUCUGAUAUGUGCGGACUUAAAAUACAGCUAAAAACUCAUCUUUUUAAACUCCAUUUGCUGUCUUUUGCUUUUUUUGUUUUGUUUUGUUUUGUUUUUUGUUUUUGUUUUG
Oreochromis aureus is the source of this 2266-nucleotide messenger RNA. RefSeq lists its product as uncharacterized. The coding region runs from base 429 to 776 and encodes 115 amino acids. Lineage: Eukaryota; Metazoa; Chordata; Actinopteri; Cichliformes; Cichlidae. The record is from RefSeq and is a predicted model, not a curated record. The transcript is spliced from 2 exons.